CACACACUUUCAUCGUCAUCACUCCUCUCGUCUUAUAGACAACAAGCAAGCUAUACCAGAAUUUCAUCGAUUUUCAACCAUCAACCUAUUUGAUCCAGUACACCCUCCCAUCUCGGCCCGUCUUAGUCUUAAUUAGCAUCAACCACCUCCGUCAUCAAACCUACCUCUCACGGAAACAACCGCAGCAACCUCUUGAUACUUGAAGAAGCCAACAAGAAGGCCUCUUUCCUCCCAUCAUCCUACCCAGAAAACUCCACCAAAAACACAUCAGAAGAAAAAUGUCUCCCGCAGCUCUCGUUGAAGCCGGCAGCAACAUGUCACGACUCGCAGUGCAGCCCGUCGAAGCCCCCGUCGUGGCACCCGCAAACCCCCUCGUCGCGCAGGAGAGGAGCUUCAACUCGACCCCCAAGUCCCUCGGCCUCGGCGCCACGACCCCCCAGGUCGCCCGCGGCCUUCCCGAGUUCAGCCUUCAGGGCAAGGUCAUUGUCGUCUCAGGCGGCGCGCGCGGACUCGGCCUCACACAGGCUGAGGCUCUCCUCGAAGCUGGCGCAAUAGUCCACGCAAUCGACCGCCUCCCUACUCCUGACCCCGACUUUGAAAAGGUCGCCCUUCGCGCCACCGCCGAGCUCGGCACCUCCCUCUCCUACCACCAGGUCGACGUCCGCGACGUCGCCCAGCUCAACGACAUCGUCGAGGGCAUCGCCAACCAGCACGGCCGCAUGGACGGCCUCAUCGCUGCCGCGGGCAUCCAGCAGGAGACCCCCGCGCUCGAGUACAAGGCCGAGGACGUCGACCGCAUGAUGGGCGUCAACGUCACCGGCUCCUUCAUGACCGCCCAGGCUGUCGCGCGCCAGAUGGUUCGCCUCGGCACCGGCGGCAGCAUCGUGUUGAUUGCCAGCAUGAGCGGUACCGUUGCCAACAGGGGGUUGAUCUGCCCCGCAUACAACGCUUCCAAGGCCGCCGUCCUGCAGCUCGGCCGUAACCUGGCCGCUGAAUGGGGCGCCCACGGCAUCCGCGUCAACACCAUCUCGCCCGGCUACAUCGUCACCGCCAUGGUCGAGGCGCUCUUCGUGGAGUACCCGGAGCGUAAGGUCGAGUGGCCCAAGCACAACAUGCUCAACAGGCUCAGCCAGCCCGCUGAGUACCGCGGCGCCGCCGUGUUCCUGCUCAGCGACGCCAGCAGCUUCAUGACGGGCAGCGACCUGCGCAUCGAUGGCGGACACUGCGCCUGGUAAAACCCUUGGGACUGGCUGGAAAAAGGAAAAGCGGGGUUUAAUGA
Messenger RNA from Colletotrichum acutatum, 1279 nucleotides. Its product is annotated as short chain dehydrogenase. The record is from RefSeq and is a predicted model, not a curated record. Lineage: Eukaryota; Fungi; Ascomycota; Sordariomycetes; Glomerellales; Glomerellaceae. Bases 279 to 1235 code for a protein of 318 amino acids. The transcript has 4 exons. Gene Ontology annotation, molecular function: oxidoreductase activity, acting on NAD(P)H, oxygen as acceptor. Gene Ontology annotation, cellular component: intracellular anatomical structure.